AUGUCCGGGCGUUUUGUUCGUUCCUCCAAAUAUCGCCACGUCUUUGGACGAUCGACGAGAAAGGAUCAAUGCUACGAUAACCUUCGAGUCUCCCGAAAUGCCUGGGAUACGAACCUACUCAAGGUCAACCCGAAGCACAUUGCCGUCAAUUGGGAAGCAGGUGGUGGUGGAGCUUUUGCGAUCAUUCCUCUUGAGGAACGAGGCAAGCUCCCCGAGCGCAUCCCCUUGUGUCGAGGCCACACUGCGGUCGUUUUGGAUACCGACUGGAAUCCUUUCAACGACGAUUUGAUUGCCUCGGGAUCUGAUGAUGGCAAGGUCUUCCUCUGGCGGGUUCCGGAGAACUUCACUGUGCGCCCUGAGGUCGAUGCCGACGACAUCCAGGAUCUCGCCCCUAUUGGCAAAUUGAGUGGCCACCCUAAAAAGAUCGGCCACGUGCUCUUCAACCCCGCGGCAGAGAAUGUGCUGGCCACAGCCUCUGGAGAUUAUACCGUUAAGAUCUGGGAUAUUGAAGCUGGCGCACCGAAGCUCACGCUGAACAUUGGUGACAUUGUCCAGUCGCAGUCCUGGAGUGCCAAUGGCUCCCUAUUGGUCACCACCUCGCGUGAUAAGAAGCUCCGCAUCUGGGAUGUGCGACAGGAACGUCCGGCUCAUGAGACCAAUGGUCACACCGGUGCAAAGAACAGCCGCGCCGUCUGGCUGGGUGAGCGUGAUCGCAUUGCGACUACCGGUUUCUCCAAGAUGAGUGAUCGCCAGCUGGCGCUCUGGGAUAUCCGUGCCGUGCGUGAGCCCAUCAAUGGCUUCAAGACCUUGGAUUCCAUCUCUGGCGUAUGCAUGCCUUUCUGGGACGAUGGAACCAACUGCCUGUACUUGGCUGGCCGAGGUGACGGCAACAUCCGAUACUUUGAGCUUGAGAAUGACAAGUUCGAGUUCCUUUCCGAGCACAAGUCUGCAGACCCACAGCGCGGCGUUGCUUUCAUGCCCAAGCGUGGUGUGAACAUGCACGAGAAUGAAGUCGCUCGCGCUUACAAGACUGUCAACGAUCAAUACAUUGAGCCCGUCUCGUUCAUCGUUCCCCGCCGGUCUGAAAACUUCCAGGAUGACAUUUAUCCUCCCACUCUUGGAGUAACCCCCGCCAUGUCCUCCUCCGAAUGGCUCAGUGGCAAGGAGGCCCUUCCUCCCAAGAUCUCCAUGGCCAGCCUCUUCGAUGGGGAGGGUAUCAAGGAGGUUUCAGGAGUGGAGGAGAAGCCAACGGGCUCCAUGGAUGCCCCCGCCCCCAAGCCUGCCGAAGCACCCAAGAAGGCCCCUGAGCCUACCUCCCCCAAGGCUGCCCCCGAGCCCGUCCCGGAACCCACUCCGGUUGCGCGCCCCGCCCCAUCGAUGAAGGAGCAAGGCGCUUCCAUGGCCGCCAUGGUGAACAAGUUUGCCGACGGUGAAGAAGAGGCCAACGUCUCAGAUGAAGACGACUCUAGCUUCGAAGAGGUCUCCAAGCCCGUCGAGCGCCCCACUCGCUCUGCCGCGGCAGGAUCUUCCUCUCCCCGAAUUAGCAGCCCAUUGAGGCCCAAGGAGGUUGAGACCAAGCCUCAGCCCACCUUGACCUCUACCACUACUUUACCUCCUGCCAGCGAAACCCCCUCACCCACCACUUCCAUCCCUAAGAACGACAUCGAAGAAAUCAAAAGCCUGAUUGCCGAACAGACGAAGACAAUUGCCUCUCAAGCACAGCAAAUGCAAUCGCUGACUGCCGAGAUUGAGGCAUUGAAGAGCAAGCUGAACUAA
Molecule: messenger RNA, 1776 nt
Organism: Penicillium paradoxum
Lineage: Eukaryota; Fungi; Ascomycota; Eurotiomycetes; Eurotiales; Aspergillaceae
Product: coronin
Exons: 9
Coding region: 1-1776 (591 amino acids)
Biological process (GO): actin filament organization
Molecular function (GO): actin filament binding
Source: RefSeq, a predicted model, not a curated record